Messenger RNA from Anthostomella pinea, 1671 nucleotides. Lineage: Eukaryota; Fungi; Ascomycota; Sordariomycetes; Xylariales; Xylariaceae. The record is from the annotation of a GenBank genome assembly.
AUGGCUUCGAAUUCGGACUGCGAGAAGGGCCAGAGCGAGGGAGAAGGCGCCGUGUCCGUGGGCCAGCCAGCUUCGCAGCCCGAGAAGGACGUGGUUCAGUCCGAAGUGCCGGCUAGCAAAGGCAGGCCCAAAAAGUCCCUGAGCUUCCAUCUUGCCUUCAUCUCUCUCAUGAUUAUGGUCUUCAUUGUGUCGGUAGACGCAACUGCGUUAUCCGUUGCGAUCCCCACUAUGAGCAAGGAGCUCGGUGGCACUACACUCGAGGCCUUCUGGGCCAACAUAGCAUUCAUGCUGACGGUCACCGUCGUCCAGCCAAUCUACACCAGUGUUUCUGACAUUGUCGGACGCAAACUGCCCCUGUAUCUUGCCUUUUUCUUCUUCGGGCUGGGAUCCAUCAUCUUCGCCGUCGGACACAGCAUGGGUAUGGUUAUCGCCGGCCGUGUUCUGCAGGGCAUUGGCGGGGGAGGGCUUGACGUGCUCAACGAAGUCAUCAUCGCGGAUAUCACCACAUUGAAAGAACGCGCUUUUUGGCUCGGCUUGUUUGCGAUACCCAUGGCGUUAGGAACGAUUCUUGGUCCUAUACUUGGUGCUGUGUUCAGCGAAUACGUGACCUGGCGCUGGAUCGGCUGGCUCAAUCUCCCUCUCAUUGGCAUUUGCCUGCCGUUGACCAUCUUCUGCCUUCGCCUCAAGCCCAUGUCGGACACCUUCCGCCAACAGCUUGCUAGGAUGGACUGGAGUGGCAUGGGCCUAUUCACGGUCGGCGCCACGCUUUUCACGCUGCCCUUGAGCUGGGCUGGAUCUAUGUAUCCGUGGAGCUCUUGGAGGACCAUCCUGCCACUGGUCAUUGGCAUCCUCAUGCUCGCAUUCUUCGUGUGGUAUGAAUCGAAGCCCUUGGAGGCCGUGUUCCCCUACCGCCUAUUCAGAAACCGCACCGCUGCGGUCACGCUUCUAGGAAGUUUCAUCCAUGGUAUGGUGCUAUACACACUACUAUACUAUCUACCCCUCUACUUCCAAUCCGUCUUCCUUGAGACACCUCUCCAGGCGGCAGUCUCCAUUCUUCCCUUGUGCGCCGUGCUCAUGGCCUUUACCGGUAUUGCCGCCAUGGCUGUGGAAUGGACGCGCCGCUAUUUAUGGUCCAUUUGGGUCGGCUGGCUAUUCCUCGCUGUCGGCGUGGGUUUGCUUGGUCUCUGGGACAGCCACACGACCCUAGCCGAGAGGGCGAGCUUCCAAGUCAUCGGCGCCAUCGGCAUAGGAAUUCUGUUUACCGUGCCACCUAUUCCCAUGCAGGCCAGCGUGGAGAGAGCGGAGGACCAAGGCCUCGCCGUCGGCAUCCUCGUCUGCUUCCGCUUAUUCGGCGGCCUCAUCGGCCUCGCCAUAGGUGCCACGGCCUUCAGCACCCAGUUCUCGCGCUCCAUCGCCUCUCUCAGACCGCUGCCCGAGGCGGCGGCUAUGCUAGCGGACAACCAAGACGCCUUGAGCUUCAUCCCGUAUCUGCGAGACCUCGACGUCGCCGCCGGGACCAUGGACGGUAUCCGAGAUGCCUACGCGCAAGCGAUCAGGUCCAUCUGGUACUUCCUCGCGGCUUUUGGCGCCUUGGGGUUUCUGGCGUCCCUGUUGACCAAGGAGCUGGAAAUCGAAUCCGAGGAGACUGGGCGGCAGGCUUUCGAGGAUUAG